This is a messenger RNA of Sphenostylis stenocarpa, 1551 nucleotides long. The record is from the annotation of a GenBank genome assembly. Lineage: Eukaryota; Viridiplantae; Streptophyta; Magnoliopsida; Fabales; Fabaceae.
AUGGGAGCGUGUGUUUCAACUCCACAAGGGUGCGUGGGAGGGAGGUUGAGCUCUUCCAAGAAGAAAACCAGGAAGAGGAGGAGAGACGGACUCAGGAGAAGAGUUACUUCACGGUUGUGUAAGGAAUCAUUGGACAAGGUUGAUGUGGCAGGGUUGCCUGAUUGUUCCUUUGCCAACCCCACUUUCCAAGGAAGUAUUGAAGAGGCAUGGUUUGAUUCAGUUGCGGUAUUUGACUCUGACUGUGAUGAAGAUUACCAGAGUGUUCCUGAUGAUGUCGCAUCUCUAACUGGGGUUGAAGGCGGAUCUGUAUAUAAUUUUCCAUCUUCAAGAAAUGUCAACCAUGUAGUUUCCACAGAUCCAGCUCAGAAACAGGAGUUACAGGCAGGACAUUCUACAAAUAUCUCUGAGGCUGCCAGAAGUUCGGAUGUUCAAUAUUCUGGUGUAGAUGUCAUUGAAUCUCCACGUCAGCCUGUGUUCCUUGAUGAAAUUUCCUCAGUGGACGCCAACUCCAACAAGGAUGAUGGACUUUUGGAUAAUUGUGGAAUUCUUCCGAACAAUUGUUUGCCAUGUCUUGCAUCUACCAUUUCUUCUGUUGAAAAGAGAAGAUCAUCAAGUUCUAGUCCUCCUAAUGCAAGGAAGAAGACACCAACAAAACUUUCCUUUAAAUGGAAAGAAGGACAUGGGAAUGCUACUCUAUUUUCCUCCAAGACACUUCUACAAAGACCAAUUGCAGGUUCCCAAGUACCCUUUUGUCCAAUUGAGAAGAAAAUGCUUGAUUGUUGGUCACAAAUUGACGCAGACACUUUCAAAGUUCGAGGAGUAAAUUAUUUCAAGGACAAGAAAAAGGACUUUGCUCCUAACUAUUCUGCAUAUUACCCAUUUGGUGUAGAUGUUUUCUUGUCUCCACGGAAAGUCGACCAUAUAGCUCGCUUUGUGGAACUUCCUGUUAUGAGUUCCUCCGCGAAAUUUCCUCCCAUACUAGUUGUAAACGUUCAGGUUCCACUCUAUCCUGCCACACUUUUUCAAGGAGAAACUGAUGGUGAAGGAAUGAGCAUUGUUUUGUACUUUAAACUUUCGGAAAGUUACUCCAAAGAACUUCCACUGCCUUUUCAAGAAAGCAUCAGAAGAUUGAUGGACGAUGAAGUUGAAAAGGUAAAGGGUUUUCCUGUAGAUACUAUUGCACCCUUCAGAGAAAGGUUGAAAAUAUUAGGCCGUGUCGUCAACUUGGAAGAUCUUCAUCUGAGUGCAGCAGAAAGGAAGCUUAUGCAAGCUUACAAUGAGAAACCUGUUCUUUCACGUCCCCAACAUGAGUUUUACACGGGAGAAAAUUACUUUGAGAUUGAUAUAGAUAUGCAUAGAUUCAGUUACAUAUCCAGGAAAGGUUUUGAAGCUUUCCUAGACAGACUAAAGAUCUGCACUCUAGAUGUUGGCCUCACAAUUCAGGGAAACAAACAAGAGGAGCUACCAGAACAUGUGUUAUGUUGUAUUAGAUUAAAUGGCAUUGACUACAUGAAUUACCAACAACUGGGGCUAACUCAGGAUCCCUUCUAA